Messenger RNA from Hyaloperonospora brassicae, 2079 nucleotides. Lineage: Eukaryota; Oomycota; Peronosporomycetes; Peronosporales; Peronosporaceae. The record is from the annotation of a GenBank genome assembly.
AUGGAUUCGGUGCGGGCCAAGCACGCGGCCGAGCUGGAGGCGAAGCGCAAGAAACUGGAGGAGAUCCGCAUGCGCAAAGCUGCUGUCCGAGCGGCCGAGGAGAAUUCAGCGGCAUCGACGAGCGUGGACCAGGCCAUUGGACAGCAGGAGAACAAGUUUGACGAUUUUAUCCAGAAUAUUUUGAAAACAUCCAGCGACAAGGAUGAAAAAGUAUCCGCUGCAGAGAGCCGCGAAGACAGCCAGGAAAAGAGUCACGUGGUAAGUAGCACGCUGUCUCUGGCGGAGAAGCUCUCGACGCUGUCGACUGUGAGCAACGUGGCCGAGACGCACAUCCAGCCGACGCUCGUGGAGACGUAUACAAAACAUACCGAGACGGAUAUUACGCUGGAGCACGAGAUAAUCGUCAGAGGGGAUAAUGUCACAAACAUGGAGGUGGACGACCCUCUUGUGGAUGUUUCGGGCUCGAAACAUCCAAACAGUGUGGACGACAUCAAGACAGGAGCGUCUUCACCCCAGAGUCGUAACUGGACGACGGGAUCAAGUGAUACGUCUAUUGUACAGAACUCGUCGACCCCUUUAUCGGCGGAUGACAAGACUCUGCUCAUGCAGUCGGACAGCAUGGAGGCGUUCCUGAACAAGGCGUCGCGAGUAAUUGAGCGUGCAUUGAGCACAUCCAGCAAGUUUGACAUCAUGGUCGACUACGGCGCAGAGGUGGGGCAGGACAAAGCGGUGGAGGAAUUCACCGAGUCGCUGAAGCAGCAGCACGUCUUUGUGGACAACAAGUGGUCGAAGCACCGCGCGGUGACUGACGUGGACGUGUCGCCGUAUUACCCGGAACUGACCCUCGUGGCCUACACUGCACGCAACUUCCUCGAGGAGGAAGGCAAAGACGAUGGCGCGUCGUCUCAGUGGGAUACGAUGGGCAAAUCGGCCACCGCACGGGUACCGACGGAAGUGGCUGCGACCACGGAAGGUGUGGUGCUUCUGUGGUCCACGGCGUUGCCAGGUCGACCGGAGUAUCGGUUCACGUGCCACUCGCAGGUCACAAGUGCCUGCUUCAAUCCGUUCGAUCGGCAUGUCAUCAUCGGAGGCACGUACUCGGGUCAGAUUGUGCUAUGGGACACACGCGCAAAAAGUGCGCCAGUGCAGAAGACGGCUCUGUCGGCGUACAGUCACACCCACCCGAUCUAUGCCAUGGCUGUCGCUGGAACGAAGACCUCGUACUCUCUGAUUUCUGCCAGCACCGACGGCCGCGUGUGCAUAUGGGAUGUCGACCAUUUGCAGAAACCGCUCGAUAUGCUGGACCUGCGCAUCUCGCUCUCCAUCGUGUCGAAUUACACGUCUGUGAAUACAUCCGAUAAGAAGAUGGAAGCGUCCGUGACGUCUUUCGCAGUCUUGGGCAAGGAGAUCAAGGAGCUGUUUGUCGGAACGGAGGCAGGGAAGCUAUACUCGACAAAAGUGGACGAGCAGAAGAACAAGCCCAGCGCUGGCCAUGACGGCAGCAGCAGCAGCAUGGAUACCGUCACGAAAAGCCGGAGCGGUCUGUCUGGCAGCGGUACUCGAGAUCUCGUCCGCGAGGUUGUUGUCGAGGCUGUCUCAAAAGACGGUUCUCACUUCGGCCCUGUCACAGCUAUGCACUUCAACCCAGUGCUGCCAACGCACCGUGACAGCCUCUUGCUCACUUGCUCGCUGGACUCGACAGUCAAGUUGUGGAGCAUCGAGCAUCCCGAGUCCCCAGUGCUCUCGUUUGAGCCUUCGAGCGAAUACAUAAGCGACGUGCGGUGGUCACCAAUCCACCCUGCACUGUUUGCCGUUGCUGACAGUAGUGGCGUUGUCAGUGUCUGGAACAUCCUGAGAGAUGUCGAGGUGCCAGUAGUCUCAGAAAAGGUGAGUCAACAGUCCCUCAACAAGGUCCGAUGGAGCGCUGACGGCAAGAGCGUGAUCACCGGUGACGCCGAUGGCAAGUCGUGCAUCUACGAAGUACCACCGAAUAUUGCGCUGCCUCAACAAGACGACCUGUCGCUGAUGGAAGACAAGAUAGCAAUUUACGUUGCGGCCGCAGCUCCCAUGAAGUCAUAA